ACUGACAUCAAGGUCGAUUAGCCGUGCAUGGAUCAUAAAAGGAGUGGUCACAGAGGGACAAUCACUAUAAGUGGAAGUUUCUGAACUUCUGUAUUUAGGUACACCUUUGUCUAAGAACUCAUUAGUGCAACACUGUUCUUCAUUUAGAUCAAACCCUGCUUGUUGGCUGUGGAAAACCACCUACUGCUCUCGGAGAUGAGGUUCACAAGAUGCAUCACGAUGAUCCAGUUGGAAAUGCUGCUGAAUGUCAUCUUUGUUUCGGGUGGUGUGGGAUCCUGUCCUGAAGUUUUUCAUGCAUCUAUGCCAAACAAGAUGGAGGCAUUGAGGGACACUUGUUUGCAAAUUCCAUGUUCAUUUGAUUCAGUACCAUCAAAUAGAAUAGAUAAAAGCAAACCCAUAUUGGGUGCAUGGAUAAAAUCGAACCCCUAUUUUGGGAAUCGUCCAGAAAAUUUGGUUUUCCACAGCAACAAUCAAGAUAAUAUAUAUCCAAUUAGUAUCAUUGGGAAUAUGAGAGAAUACAACUGCACAACUGUUUUUACAAACAUGAAAUCAAGUUAUGCUGACGUAUAUUACUUCAGAGUGGAAAGCACCAGUUUCAGAAUAACUGACAUCUGCAGUCCUCUAAUAAUCACAGUUAAAGAUUCAGCCCCAGCACCCUCCAUACAGACCCUCCAGGAGGGACCACUAACGGAGGGGAGCAGGGUAACGUUCACCUGCAGGGCCAUCGCACCCUGUCCCACCCAGCCACCUCACCUGAGCUGGAACCAGUCAGGAGGCCCUGAGGGCCGGCCGGAGCCGCACGGAGACCAAGAGCCUAACGUCAGGACCCGGCGGCUGAAUAUCACUCUGUCGGACCGACAUGACGGGGUCCGCCUCACCUGUCUGGUGGAGUAUCCGGUGAACGACCCAGCAGGCGGGCCCAGCAACAGAACAGCAGAGAGCGUCGUGACGCUCAACGUUUCCUAUUCCCCGAAGGAUACCCAGGCCUCCGUCAGCCCCCCCACGGUGUCGCUGGGCAGUGUGGUCAACCUGACGUGCACCAGCAGAGCCAACCCCCCCGUUCUCCGGUUCACCUGGUUCAGGAGCAGUGCGGAGGGACCCCUGAACAUGUCAGAUGGAUCUGUGUACAGCUUCAAUGUGUCCAGCUACAGAGACAUCUACUACUGCUUGGCCACGAGUCCCUUGGGAAACCAAACAUCAGAAGAGAUUAAGCUAACUUUCAGCGGUGAAAGCGUUGGAUUGAAUGUCCCUCUGAUAGUGAGAUUCUUAAUCGGUAUUGUCAUCUUUACUGGUCUGAUCAUCUCUGUCCUGUAAGUAAAACACACACACAAUUUAGCAUGAACAAUGAUGAGUCAAGAUUAACCUUACCAGCAAGUGUGCUGGGUCCGUCUCCGUUCUAACCCGUGAAGCCACCUCAUGUUUAUAGGUGGUUACUGAAGAAACCUUCAACACAGCAACCGGUAUAGGAACCAGGCACUGCGUUAUGGGUGGCCCUGACGGACCUAGGACCACCAACUGUUCAACAGGCCCACCCAAAACCUUUCUUGAAAAAAAAGAAAUUCUUCUGAAAUGCUUUAUUUUUUCCAUUGAUAUUGAUGCUUGCUCCGAUUUGCGUUAAAAGCGGUAGGCUAUUGUUUUAGUUAUUAUAGCCUAGGCUACAAUUGAAUGCAUCUUCUUUGUAUUAAAAGCCAAGCUCAGUCUGUUGCUAAUGAUAUCGAAAUAUUGUUGAAAACUUAAAUCAAUUAAACAGAAUUCUAAAAUAGUCUGCCUCAUAUUAUACAAGCAUAACUAAACUAUAUCAUAUAGUUUAGUUAUACGGGAGCGAAAAAUGACUCUUGUGCCCGGCGCAUAUUUAAAAAGGGUUGUUCUGAAGUAGCCUAAUUACCCAUAGGUGUGGUUUGGGCGUGAAAUGCAAUAAACCAAUGAGAGUGCCAGCUCCCAUCCCCUUUAAGAGCCAUGAGCGCAUUUGAAUCCGACGAGUUGAUAGUUUGACAGCGCGUCUGCAAUCUGAGAUGAGACAGUUGCACAUGAAUUUCAAACUUCAAAAGGCUCAGUUGUUUAUGGCCAAAUAAUUUGGCCUAAUUCAUACAUGGAAUAAGGUUUUCUUCCACAACUUCAGUCCUCAAAUAAAUUUCGGCAAAGAAAACGAUGAUAUGACAUAUGAUAUGCAGUAACUGUGGUUCUAUUUAAUGAUAUACGCAAUACAUUAUAAACAUUGUUUCUUAUCAGUAUUGUAUGCAUUAUCGUUAUCGACUUGUGUUCCUAAUAUGCAUGUGUCCCCCCGUUAACAUACAUUGCCAUGGACUGUAUUAUG
Gadus chalcogrammus (walleye pollock) is the source of this 2314-nucleotide messenger RNA. Its product is annotated as carcinoembryonic antigen-related cell adhesion molecule 6-like. Bases 196 to 1314 code for a protein of 372 amino acids. The transcript has 6 exons. Lineage: Eukaryota; Metazoa; Chordata; Actinopteri; Gadiformes; Gadidae. The record is from RefSeq and is a predicted model, not a curated record.